Helianthus annuus (common sunflower) is the source of this 2306-nucleotide messenger RNA. RefSeq names its product LEAF RUST 10 DISEASE-RESISTANCE LOCUS RECEPTOR-LIKE PROTEIN KINASE-like 2.5. Lineage: Eukaryota; Viridiplantae; Streptophyta; Magnoliopsida; Asterales; Asteraceae. The transcript has 3 exons. Gene Ontology annotation, biological process: protein phosphorylation. Gene Ontology annotation, molecular function: ATP binding; polysaccharide binding; protein kinase activity. The record is from RefSeq and is a predicted model, not a curated record. The coding region runs from base 119 to 2179 and encodes 686 amino acids.
GUCGGUAAUGAAAUUUGACAACUCAACAAAUCAAAAGACUUGUUCCACUUUCAUUUUUCCCAUAAACAACCAUCCUUUCUCGUUCAUUCAACGUUCAUCAUAAUUCGUACUUUCCACCAUGAAACCCCGUCCAGACCCCAGCCCCGCAACACUUGCCAUAACGGUGGUCCUAGCCAUCAUUAUCUCUUUUCCAGUCGCUCGUUGCCAGGACACUAGUCCAUACGAUAUAUGUGGCCAGUCGGUCCAGUGUGGAGAAAUUGAAAUCGUGUACCCUUUUUGGCUGUCAGGCAGGCCACAACAUUGCGGCCACCUGGAUUUUCAGCUAUCCUGCCGAUCUGAUGUUCCUAUGGUCCGUUUAGGGCCAGUAGACUAUCGGGUCCUAAAAACUGACAGCAGUAUACACACGGUCACUGUUGCUAGAAAUGAUCUAUGGACCAACAAUUGCCCUCAACCUCUUUACAACACCACCUAUAACACUACACUUUUCAACGGCAAUAAUUUUGGCCAGGAGGAAGUAUCUUUGUACUACGGAUGCCAAGGUAUAUUAGGUGCGAGUCCGUUGGAUGCUGGUUAUCGGUUCAGUUGCGAUGUGAAUCAGACCCAAAGUGAUAGUUAUUUCUAUAGAACCAGUUUAAUCAACAAUGAUACUACGAAUAGCAGUUUUUUGGUGCAAUGCAACAGUCAUAUUACUGUACCAGUGGAUCAGUCUUGGGUAAAUCGAGUAGGACCUGCUUCCGUGAGUGAUUUGAGACAAGCUUUGCAGGAUGGUUUCAAGCUACGGUGGACGGCGUAUAACGACGAGUGUGAUCGGUGUGAUCGGUCCGGUGGUAGAUGUGGGUCUAACUCAACUUCACCUGAUCAGUUUGUUUGCUACUGUGCUAGCGGGAACUUCUCUGCAACUUGUAACAACGUUUCCGUGGAAAAUGGAGGAGGGGGUUCAAAGAGUAGUUCUCUGGGUAUAGUACUUGGAAUCGUUGGAGCAGUUAUUGCUGUUGUUGGCAUUGGAUGUGGAAUCUUUGUUUGCCAACAAAGAAAAAAAACGCGCCCAAUCAAAGAAUGGGUCAAGGUAUUUUAUCAAAACCCGAGUUCACCUGUCUCUCCUAAAGGACCUGAAGCUGCAAAUGAUAAUAUAGAAAUAUUCAUAAGGAAUUAUGGAAAUUUGGCACCAAAAAGAUACAAGUAUUCAGAAAUCGAGAAAAUGACAAACUCGUUCCUAGAGAAACUGGGACACGGAGGAUAUGGAAGUGUUUACAAAGGACAACUACCUAAUGGGCAUCUAGUUGCAGUGAAGCUCUUGAGUGAAGCGACGGGAAAUGGAGAAGAUUUCAUUAAUGAAGUUGCGAGCAUCGGUAGAACUUCUCAUGUCAACAUAGUCACUCUGUUAGGUUUCUGCUUUGAAGGAAAGAAAAGAGCCCUGUUGUAUAAGUUCAUGCCAAACGGAUCCUUGGAUAAGUUUCUACGUGGUGAUGGCUCCCAUUUGGACUGGAACACAUUGUUCCAAAUCGCAAAAGGGAUUGCAAGAGGUCUAGAGUACCUUCACAAAGGUUGUAACACAAGAAUUGUGCACUUUGACAUAAAACCUCACAACAUCCUUUUGGAUGAAGAAUUUGUCCCAAAAAUAUCUGAUUUUGGACUAGCUAAGUUGUGCAAGACAAAAGAAAGUAUUGUGUCUGUAAUGGGUGCAAGAGGUACUGCCGGAUACAUGGCACCUGAAGUAUUUUUCAAGAGUCUUGGAGGUGCAUCUCACAAGUCUGAUGUGUAUAGCUACGGGAUGAUGGUUCUUGAAAUGACGGGUGCACGUAAGCACAAUAACACUAGCGUGAAUAGCACAAGUGAAGCAUACUUUCCAGAUUGGGUAUACAAGCAAGUAGAAGUUGGAGGCGAUUUAGAGGACUAUGGGGUGACAAGUGAAGAGGAAGAGGAAUUAGCUAGGAAGAUGAUGAUAGUGAGCCUUUGGUGCAUUCAGUCUAAUCCAUCAGAUCGGCCAUCUAUAAGUAAAGUUGUGGAGAUGUUAGAAGGAAGCUUCGAGUUAUUGCAAGUUCCCCCUAGACGCUUCGAGCCAUCUCCCGCAAGGCCUUUUCAACGCACUCCCACCUCAUCCAUUCAGAGUUCAAGCUUUGAGAGAAUAUCAACUGUGCAGGGAAAGAUAUCUCUACCUUUCUCUCAUGAAGCCAGCUAGUGAACUAGCUUAACCUAUUCUUAAGUUUUAUGGGCUUCUAAAUUUUGUUGGAUAAGAUUUUUUUUUUAAAUAUUUUGUGUGUAACAGGAAAAAAUUCAAUCAAAAUGAAACAUAAACUUAGACGAAA